UCGCCAUUUAUAACAGUUGGCCCUCACAUGAGAAACAUGGAUCACAGUGUCACGAGCCUAAUUUUCUUUCUAUGCGUGCUGUGUGUUACGACGCAGACGAAAUGCUACAGGAUACUAGCCAUCGUCUCAACGCCAUCCUACAGCCAUCAGAUCCCGUAUCGGCGAUUAUGGUUGGAAUUGCACGAACGCGGCCACGAAAUAGUGCUGGUCACCACGAAUCCUAUACCAGGCAUCAAAUCUCCGAAUUUCACCCAGAUCGACAUUAGUAAGAGCUUCGCAACCUUAAGGACGACAAACUUCGUGCAGCAAAUGCUCGAAGGACAAACAUGGACCAAUUUCGUGAUGAACGAAAUGUUUGACCUGAGCAAGAAUUUCGCCAGAUAUGUCUUCGAAGCCCCGGAAAUGAAGAUGAUCUACGCUUCGGAUAGCAACGCGAAGUUCGAUGUUUUCCUGACGGAAUUAAUCUAUGUGCCAGGCCUCUAUGCAUUUGCGUACAGAUUUAACGUCCCCGUGAUAGGGCUAAGUUCAAUGGGUGUGACCUCCUUCAUUGAACACGUUCUUGGCGGAUUGGUGCUGCCCUCUCACGAGUCCACGUGGGAAAUGCAAUGGAACACGGGCUCGAAUUUGCCGUUCACGAAGAGGUUAUCCAAUUUCGUAACCAUAUGGCGAUUGAUCUAUUACAUGUAUCACGAUUUAUUCCCGGCUCACCAGAAACUGGCAGAGAGUUACCUUGGGCCUUUACCCCCUCUGCUAGACAUUGUUAAGAACACUAGCGUGUAUUUUGUCGAUCAAUCCGACGUUUUCACAUCGGCCCGACCGAAACUCGCCAACAUGAUCACAUUCACUUCCUUUCAUAUAGAAGAAAAUUUGGAUCCUCUUCCGAAGGAUCUACAGGAGUUUGUCGACGGUGCGGACGCGGGGUUCAUCUACUUCAGCUUGGGUAGCAACGCAAGAAGUGCAGAUUUACCUAUGGAACUUCGACGAAUGUUCUGCGACGUUUUCGCCAAGUUACCGUACAGGGUCGUCUGGAAAUUCGAAACGGAGCUAGACGAAAAACCAGCUAACGUUUACACAGGCAAAUGGUUCAGUCAGCAAGCUAUCCUCGCUCAUCCAAAUAUUAAACUGUUUAUCAUGCAAGGAGGUCUUCAAAGUACCGAGGAGACCAUUCACUUCGGAGUUCCAACUAUUGUUUUCCCAGUGUUGUGUGAUCAAGAUUGUCAAGCAACCAAAAUGGAUGCCCUUGGCAUUGGGAAACAUCUGGAAAUUGGAACGGUCACGAAAGAAGAAUUCAGAAAUACCGUUGUAGAGAUAAUAACAAACAAGGAUUACAAGAAGAGAAUGAUGAGAUUUCGGAAUCUCACCAAGGACACACCCUACGAUCUCGUGAAGUAUUUGGCAUGGUGGACAGAGUACGUGGUUCGAUCUGACGGUGCUCCUCAUCUUCGUUCCAGUCUGACCAGGCAACCUUGGUACCAGUAUUGCGACAUGGACAUCGUGGUGUUCCUGACGAUUGUCACUAUUCUCAUCGUUUCAAACACACUUAGCCUCGUGGCCAAACUUAUCGUGUACUCUUACAAGAGGUUUUACUCCUGUAAUUCUCAGAAGCAGAAGAUAAGCUAAUCCAAUGUGAAAUGUACUCAGCCAGUUACAUCUGACAGUGUCAAAUGUUAAAUAUUUUAUACCGACGAAUGAAUUUUGUACUCCACUUAUGUCGGAUAAUUAUUAUUGGGAUAAUCAAGGAGCAAUGUUUGAUUAGGGGAUCGUAAGUAUCGUAGAGGUGUGUGCAUCUGUUUGAUGAACACUGAACUGUCGCCACCGUUUUCUUCCAAAUAUUCUGUACGGUUUUGUCAGGACUGCAUUGGUGUGGACAUUCCUUGACGAGUUGACUUUGGUUAGUUUCGUGAGUGCAUAUCGAGAUAUGAUUCUAAACCUUGAACC
This is a messenger RNA of Eufriesea mexicana, 1938 nucleotides long. RefSeq names its product UDP-glucuronosyltransferase 2C1. NCBI's taxonomy places the organism in Eukaryota, Metazoa, Arthropoda, Insecta, Hymenoptera, Apidae. The coding region runs from base 28 to 1620 and encodes 530 amino acids. The transcript has 5 exons. Gene Ontology annotation, molecular function: UDP-glycosyltransferase activity. The record is from RefSeq and is a predicted model, not a curated record.